Molecule: messenger RNA, 1920 nt
Organism: Astyanax mexicanus (Mexican tetra)
Lineage: Eukaryota; Metazoa; Chordata; Actinopteri; Characiformes; Acestrorhamphidae
Gene: naprt
Product: nicotinate phosphoribosyltransferase
Exons: 13
Coding region: 78-1739 (553 amino acids)
Biological process (GO): NAD+ biosynthetic process
Molecular function (GO): nicotinate phosphoribosyltransferase activity
Source: RefSeq, a predicted model, not a curated record
GGUUGGGUACUCGGUGUCCUGGCAGACCCGCGGCUCCACGUGCUGCUGCUGGUAGUGUAUUCGGUGGGGGAGUGAAGAUGGCGGCGCAGCUGAGCGAGGCGUGGGUGACUCUGGAGCGCUCGGUGCGCGAGCGGGCGCCGCCGCUGCUCACAGACCUGUACCAGUUCACCAUGGCGUACGCGUACUGGCGCGCGGGCAGACACCAGGAGCCCGCAGUCUUCGAGCUGUUCUUCCGGGACAACCCGUUCAGCGGCGGAUUCUCCGUGUUUGCGGGACUGACCGACUGUCUGCUGUUCCUCAGGAACUUUCACUUCACCGAUGAAGAUGUAGAGUACCUGCGCUCAGUUCUACCAUCAAACACAGACCCAGAUUUCUUCACUUUCCUGAAAGGGUUAGACUGCUCUGCUGUUUCCAUCAGUGCUGUAGCUGAGGGCACGGUUGUCUUUGCCAGGGUUCCACUUUUGGAGGUGUCUGGUCCCCUUGCUGUUGUUCAGUUGCUAGAAACCAGUCUGCUCUGUCUGGUCAACUAUGCCAGUCUGGUGUGCACCAAUGCUGCACGCUUUCGCAUUGCCGCAGGCCCAAGACGCCGGCUUCUGGAAAUGGGCCUAAGGAGAGCUCAAGGACCGGAUGGAGGACUGACUGCUUCUCGCUAUACAUAUAUAGGAGGUUUUGAUUUGACGAGUAAUGCUCUGGCUGGGCGUCUCUUUGGGAUUCCAGUGGCAGGCACCAUGGCACACUCGUACGUCACAUCCUUCUCCUCUCUGGAGGAGGUAUGGCCACAGACUCUGGUGCCCUCUGAGGGUGAUGACCCCAUUGACUUCCUCUCUUUAGUGAAGGGCUGGUUAGGACGUGUGUGCCAGUUACUGGGAGCUAGACCUCAGCAGGUGCGGGAAGGAGAGCUUGCGGCCUUACUGUCGUACGCUAUUGCCUAUCCCAACAACUUCCUGCCGGUGAUCGACAGCUACAAUGUCAGCUGUAGCGGGGUACUGUGUUUUUGUGCUGUUGGCCUUGCUCUGUGCGAGCUGCAGUAUCAGCCACUAGGAGUGAGGCUGGAUAGUGGCGACCUCUGCAAGCAGUCUGUAGAAGUGCGUUGUGUUUUCAGAGAGUGCAGCAAACAUUUUUCCGUCCCUAAGUUUGAGUCUCUCCUCAUCGUUGGUACUAACAGCGUCUCUGAACAGAGUCUUGUUGAGCUCAACAAAAGAGACAAUGAGAUUGAUGUAGUGGGAGUUGGAACUCACCUUGUGACCUGCACAAGUCAGCCCUCCCUUGGCUGUGUAUAUAAGUUGGUAGAGGUCAGAGGCUGCCCCAGGAUGAAGCUGAGUGAGGACCCAGAAAAGAGCACACUUCCAGGCAGAAAGGCAAUCUACAGACUGCUGGAUACUGAGGGUCAUCCUCAAAUGGAUCUCAUCUGCUUGUCAGAGGAGCCAGCUCCAAAAGUGGGAGUACCGUUGAAUUAUUACCCAUUAGGUCUAAACAAGGCUGUCCAGUCAGUCACACCUUCCCAAGUGACCAGCCUUCGAUUAGAUGUGUUUUCCCAUGGUGAGAUCACUUUACCCCUGAGCACUGCACCCGAGAGUCGAGUACAUGCCCAGACCUCCCUCCAAGCCAUGUAUCCUCACCACAAGAAACUGCAGGAGCCAGAAAAUUACACAGUGGCUAUAUCAGAGAGAAUUCAUUUGCUUGUGUCUAACAUUCGAAAGGGAAACAGCAAAGGCAGUCAUUUUCUGCUCUCCAACUGAAGCAACCGAGCCACUUGGGUUCCUUUGACCUUGGAUUUAGAGAAUAAUUUCUACAUGUUUCUUAAAAAGCUGUUGAAAGCGCACAGAUUCUAUCACACAUACAUUCUCAGUGUUGAUGUUAUUUUCAAAAAUUUUAGAGUGUAUUUCUGUAGUCUUUAUAGUACUGACAAUUACAUAGCAA